Messenger RNA from Poecilia reticulata (guppy), 6363 nucleotides. RefSeq lists its product as uncharacterized. Gene Ontology annotation, biological process: actomyosin structure organization. Gene Ontology annotation, molecular function: microfilament motor activity; ATP binding; actin filament binding. Lineage: Eukaryota; Metazoa; Chordata; Actinopteri; Cyprinodontiformes; Poeciliidae. The record is from RefSeq and is a predicted model, not a curated record. Gene Ontology annotation, cellular component: cytoplasm; myosin II complex; myosin filament.
GCAUCUUAUUUUUAUAAAAUGUCAAAGGUCAAGCAGUUAGAGGAAACAUCAACCCCAGCCACUGCUCUAGAACCCGACGCCAACCCCAACAUCAGCUCCUCCACCUCUGAGUCUCCAGUAAACGCCGCCGCCCCCACCGACCCUGCCAACAUGGCCGACCUCCCUACGGACGACAGCAAGUUCCUCUUCCUGGAAAACGACUUCCGUAACAGCGGCGUGGCUCAGGCCGACUGGGCGGCCAAGAAGAUGGUGUGGAUCCCAUCGGAGAGGGAGGGAUUCGAACCCGCAAGCAUCAAGGAGGAGAAGGGAGAGCAGGUUCUGGUGGAGCGCUCCAACGGACAGAAGGUGACGGUGAGCAAAGAUGACAUCCAGAAGAUGAACCCGCCCAAGUUCAGCAAGGUGGAGGACAUGGCCGCGCUCACGUUCCUCAACGAAGCGUCCGUCCUGCAAAACCUGCGAGAGAGAUACUUCUCCAGCCUGAUCUACACGUACUCGGGUCUGUUCUGUGUGGUGGUGAAUCCCUACAAGAUGCUGCCAAUAUACUCAGAAAAGAUCAUCGAGAUGUACAAGGGCAAGAAACGCCACGAGGUGCCGCCGCACAUCUACUCCAUCACGGACAACGCCUACAGGAACAUGCUGCAGGAUCGUGAGGAUCAGUCGAUUCUCUGCACUGGCGAAUCUGGAGCCGGGAAGACGGAGAACACCAAGAAGGUGAUUCAGUACCUGGCUGUCGUCGCCUCGUCUCAUAAAGGCAAGAAAGACGUGAACCCUGAGUCAGUUGCUGCAGCUGUUGCCAAGCAGCAGCAGUCAGGAUCUCUGGCCUAUGGGGAGCUAGAGAAGCAGCUGCUGCAGGCUAAUCCCAUCCUGGAGGCUUUUGGAAACGCCAAGACCAUCAAGAACGACAACUCCUCCAGAUUCGGGAAAUUCAUCAAACUAAACUUUGACGUGACCGGCUUCCUCGUGGGGGCCAACAUUGACACCUACCUGCUGGAGAAGUCGCGCUGCAUUCGUCAGGCCAACACAGAGAGAGCCUUCCACAUCUUCUACUACAUGGUGUCCGGAGCGAAAGACAAGAUAAGGGAGGAGCUGCUGCUGGAGGGCUUCAGCAGCUACCGUUUCCUGGUAGCGGGUCACGUGGAGGUUCCCGGUCAGCAGGAUGACGAGCUUUUCGACGAGACUCUGGAAGCGAUGGAGAUCAUGGGCUUCACAGAGGAGGAGAGAUUAGGGAUGCUGAAGGUGGUCUCCACCGUCCUCCAGCUGGGAAACGUCAAGUUUGAGAAGGAGAGGAACAGCGAGCAGGCCACCAUGCCCGACAACACCGCGGCUCAGAAGGUGUGCCACCUGCAGGGCAUCAACGUGACCGACUUCACCCGCGCCAUCCUGACGCCCAGAAUCAAGGUGGGGCGGGAGGUGGUGCAGAAGGCCCAGACCAAGCAGCAGGCUGAUUUUGCAGUGGAGGCACUGGCCAAGGCCAUGUACGACCGCUUGUUCCGCUGGAUCCUCGCCAGAGUCAACAAGACGCUGGACAAGAGCAAGAGACAGUCGUCCUCCUUCCUGGGAAUCCUGGACAUCGCUGGCUUCGAGAUCUUUGAGGACAACUCGUUCGAGCAACUCUGCAUCAACUACACCAACGAGCGUCUGCAGCAGCUCUUCAACCACACCAUGUUCAUCCUGGAGCAGGAGGAGUACAAGAGGGAGGGCAUUGAGUGGAACUUCAUCGACUUCGGCCUGGACCUGCAGCCCUGCAUCGAGCUCAUCGAGAGGCCGAACAAUCCCCCUGGCAUCCUGGCGCUGCUGGAUGAGGAGUGCUGGUUCCCGAAAGCCACCGAUCAGUCGUUCGUGGACAAACUGCUGAACACCCACACGGGUCACGUGAAGUUCUCCAAACCCAAACAGCACAAGGAUAAGCUGAUGUUCUCGGUGCUUCACUACGCUGGAAAGGUGGAUUAUAACGCAGCCAACUGGCUGACGAAGAACAUGGACCCCCUGAAUGACAACGUGACGGCUCUGCUCAACAACUCCUCCAGCGGCUUCAUCCAGGACCUCUGGAAAGACGUGGACCGAGUGGUGGGCCUGGACACCAUCACCAAGAUGUCGGAGAGUUCUGCUCCCAGCUCCACCAAGUCCAAGAAGGGGAUGUUUCGCACGGUGGGUCAGCUGUACAAGGAGUCUCUGGGGAAGCUGAUGACCACGCUGCACAACACGCAGCCCAACUUCGUCCGCUGCAUCAUCCCCAACCACGAGAAGAGGGCCGGGAAGAUGGACGCCCACCUGGUUCUGGAGCAGCUCAGGUGUAACGGCGUGCUGGAGGGCAUUCGGAUCUGCAGGCAGGGAUUUCCAAACCGCAUCGUUUUCCAGGAGUUCAGACAGAGGUAUGAGAUCCUGGCUGCCAACGCCAUCCCUAAGGGCUUCAUGGAUGGAAAGCAGGCCUGCUGCCUGAUGGUGAAGCACCUGGAUCUGGACCCGAACCUGUACCGCAUCGGUCAGAGUAAAAUGUUCUUCAGGACGGGAGUUCUGGCUCAGCUGGAGGAAGAGCGAGACCUCAAGCUGACCGUCGUCAUCAUCGCCUUCCAGGCACAAGCACGAGGCUUUCUGGGGCGAAAAGCGUUUAGUAAACGUCAGCAGCAGCUGACGGCCAUGAAGGUCAUCCAGAGGAACUGCGCUUGCUACCUCAAACUGAAGAACUGGCAGUGGUGGCGGCUGUUCACCAAGGUGAAGCCGCUGCUGCAGGUGACCAGACAGGAAGAGGAAAUGGGCCAAAAGGAGGAGGAGCUAAAGGCGGUGCGCGAGGUGGCGGCUAAGACCGAAGCUGAGCUGAAGGAAAUCUCCCAGAAACACACCGAGCUGGCUGAGGAGCGAGCGCAGCUGGAGCUGAAGCUGCAGGCCGAGACGGAGCUGUACGCCGAGGCGGAGGAGAUGCGCGUGCGUCUGGAGGCCAAGAAGCAGGAGCUGGAGGAGGUGCUGCACGAGAUGGAGGUGCGGCUGGAGGAGGAGGAGGAGCGCAGCGUCGCCCUGCAGCAGGAGAGGAAGGACAUGGAGCAGCAGCUGCAGCUGAUGGAGGCGCACAUCGCAGAGCAGGAAGACGCUCAGCAGAAGCUCCAGCUGGAGAAAACGGCGGUGGAGGGGAAGGUGAAGAAGAUGGAGGAGGACAUCAUGCUGAUGGAGGAUCAGAACAACAAGCUGCAGAAGGAGCGAAAGCUUCUGGAGGAGCGCUUGGCUGACAUGAGCUCCAACCUGGCAGAGGAGGAGGAGAAGUCAAAGAAUCUGACCAAACUCAAGGCCAAACAUGAGUCCAUGAUCUCCGACCUGGAAGUUCGUAUGAAAAAGGAGGAAAAGGCUCGUCAGGAUGUGGAGAAGGCAAAGAAGAAGGUGGACGCAGAGCUGGCCGACCUGCAGGAGCAAUACGCCGACCUGCAGGCGCAGCUGGCCGAGCUACGAGCUCAGCUAGCCGCUAAAGAGGACGAGCUCCAGGCUACACAGACCCGUUUGGAGGAGGAGAGCACCCAGCGCGCAACGCUGGUUAAGAAAGUUCGUGAGUUGGAAGCGUUGCUGUCGGAGCUGCAGGAGGAUCUGGAGGCGGAGCGGGCGGCGCGGGGGAAGACGGAGGCCGCGCGGCGGGACCUCGGAGAGGAGCUGAAUGCACUGCGCUCCGAGCUGGAGGACAGCCUGGAUACCACCGCUGCUCAGCAGGAGCUGCGAGCAAAACGAGAGCAGGAAGUAGCAACGCUGAAGAAAGCUAUGGAAGAUGAGGGGCGGAGCCAUGAGGCCCAGGUCCAGGAACUUCGUCAGAAACACAGUCAGGCUGUGGAGGAGCUGACCGAGCAGCUGGAGCAAGCCAAAAGGGUCAGGGCCAGUCUGGAGAAAGCCAAACAAGCCCUGGAGAAAGAGUCGGCAGACGUGAGCGCCGAGUUGAGAUCCCUCGCCAGCUCAAAGCAAGACGUGGAGCACAAGAAGAAGAAGGUGGAGGCACAGCUGAACGAUUUAAACUCCCGAUUCAACGAAAGCGAGCGGCAGAGGAAUGAGCUCGGGGAGCGAGUAUCGAAGCUGAACAUGGAGCUGGAGAGCGUGACCGGCCUGCUGAACGACGCCGAGGGGAAGAACAUCAAGCUGAGUAAAGACGUCUCCAGCCUGUCCUCUCAGCUCCAGGACGCCCAGGAGCUCCUGUCUGAGGAAACCCGUCAGAAGCUGAACCUGUGUGGACGGCUGCGUCAGCUGGAGGAGGACAGGAACGGCCUGAUGGAGCAGCUGGAGGAGGAGGCGGAGGCCAAACGCGCCGUAGAGAGACAGGUGUCCAGCCUCAACAUGCAGCUUUCUGACCACAGGAAGAAGCUGGAGGAGACGUCGGCGACGGCGGAGCUGCUGGAGGAGGGGAAGAAGCGGCUGCAGCGCGACCUGGAGGCCGCCAGCGGCGAGUACGAGGAGAAGGCGGCGGCCUACGACAAGCUGGAGAAGAGCCGCGGCCGGCUGCAGCAGGAGCUGGAGGACGUCCUGAUGGACCUGGACGCCCAGCGGCAGCUCGUCUCCAACCUGGAGAAGAAGCAGAAGAAGUUUGAUCAGAUGCUGGCCGAGGAGCGGUCGGUGUCGGCCCGGUUUGCGGAGGAGCGGGACCGGGCGGAGGCGGAGGCGAGGGAGAAGGAGACCCGGGUUCUGGCCCUGAGCCGGGCGCUGGAGGAGAAGCAGGGCGUCCUGGAGGAGGCCGAGAAGGCCGCCAAGGCCCUGCGGGCCGACAUGGAGGACCUCAUCAGCUCCAAGGACGACGCGGGGAAGAGCGUUCACGAGCUGGAGAAGGCCAAGCGCGCGCUGGAGGCCUUCGUGGAGGAGAUGAGGACGCAGAUGGAGGAGCUGGAGGACGAGCUGCAGGUGGCGGAGGAUGCCAAGCUGCGUCUGGAGGUCAACAGCCAGGCGCUGCGGGCGCAGCAUGAGCGCGAGCUGCAGGCCCGAGACGAGACGGGCGAGGAGAAGAGGAAGCAGCUCCUCCGUCAGGUGCGGGAGCUGGAGGCGGAGCUUGAGGAGGAGAGGAAGCAGCGAGGUCAGGCGUCCGGCGCCAGGAAGAAGCUCGAAGGUGAGCUGAAGGACAUGGAGGAGCAUCUGGACGCCACCAGCAGGGGGCGCGAUGAGGCGCAGAAGCAGCUCCGCAAAGUCCAGGGGCAGAUGAAGGACCUCCAGAGGGAGCUGGACGACUCCAGAGCCGCCCAGAAGGAGGCGCUGUCCACGGCCAGGGAGUCGGAGCGCAGAGCCAAGAUGGCGGAGGCGGAAAUCCUUCAGCUGCACGAGCUUCUGGCCGCGGCGGAGAGAGGCAGGAAGCAGGCAGAGACGGAGAGGGACGAGCUGUCCGAGGAGCUGUCCAGCAACUCCUCUGGAAGGUCGAUGCAGUCGGACGAAAAGCGCCGCCUGGAGACGAAGCUGUGUCAGCUGGAGGAGGAGCUGGAGGAGGAGCAGGCCAGCCUGGAGAACCUGACUGAGCGUCUGAGGAAGAGCCAGCAGCUGGUGGAGCAGCUGGGGGCGGAGCUGGUGGCGGAGAGGGCGUCGUCUCAGAGCAGAGAGGGAAGCCGGCAGCAGCUGGAGAGGCAGAACCGGGAGCUGAAGGCCAAACUGCAGGAGGCCGAGAGCCAGAGCCGCUCCAGGCUGAAGGCCGCUAGCGCCGCCCUGGAGGCCAAGCUGAGGGAGGCCGAGGAGCAGCUGGAGGCUGAGAGCAGGGAGCGUCAGGCCGCCGCCAAGAACCUGCGGCAGAAGGAGAAGAAGCUGAAGGACCUGAGCGUCCAGAUCGAGGACGAGAGGAAGCAGGCGCAGCAAUACAAGGACCAGAUGGAGAAGAGCGGCGUCCGGGUGAAGCAGCUGAAGCUCCAGCUGGAGGAGGCGGAGGAGGAGGCGCAGCGCGUGGCGGCCGCCCGCAGGAAGCUGCAGCGCGAGCUGGACGAGGCAGGCGAGGCCAACGACGCCCUCAGCAGGGAGGUGGCGGCGCUCAGGAGCAAACUGAGGCGUGGCGGAGGGGAUCUGGCGUUCAGCGCUUCUCGGAUCAGCAGCGGCGGCGGCGGUGGGAUCAGGAGCGCCACGGGUCUGAGCGGCGGUGUGACCCGGCGGGUCAAAGAAAACUCUUUGGAUCUGCAGGAAGAGGAACAUCCCUCCCCGUCUCCUCCCACAUGCUCCCCAGAUGAACGCGAUGAGGCGCACCCCUGCUGCCCUGACGAGUGAAACGACCCCACGCCUCAUUUAUUAUUAAAAUAUAUUUAUGCACUUUUCAUUUCAAGAUAAUGUGGAUUAAUGUCAGCGAUUCUAAUUUCUAUUAGAAAUUAUUCUAACCGGAGUUAAAAAUGAGAAAAAGAUGAUUUGAAAUAUGUCAUAUUUAUAGGUUGAAAAAGAAAG